Molecule: messenger RNA, 675 nt
Organism: Lycium ferocissimum
Lineage: Eukaryota; Viridiplantae; Streptophyta; Magnoliopsida; Solanales; Solanaceae
Product: large ribosomal subunit protein bL34c
Exons: 2
Coding region: 91-546 (151 amino acids)
Biological process (GO): translation
Cellular component (GO): mitochondrial large ribosomal subunit; ribosome
Molecular function (GO): structural constituent of ribosome
Source: RefSeq, a predicted model, not a curated record
UUGGAGAUAAGGCAGGAAAACAUCAUAAGUAGGGGGAGUUGUAGAUUAGAUAGAAGAGGGGAGUCGGGAGAGUUUAUCAAGAGAAAUAAAAUGGCGUGUUUGUCAAUGGUCUGUUCUGGAAUACGAAACCAUGCCCCAUCUGCAUCUGCUUCGCUUUCUCUACAUAGUGGUUCUUCAAGAAUGACAACUUUGAAAAUGGGUGGUUCAAGCGGUCGUCCAGGGUUGCUUCACUGCUCUUUUGUUCCUUCCUCUGCACUCUCCACCUUAUCUGCUUCUACUUCCUUCUCUGGUUCAUCAUUUGGGUUUGGCUUCAAUUCCAGCAUUGGAGUGAGCACCCCUAAAAGGCGUGGCCUGGUGGUGAGGGCAAAGAAGUAUGCUCUUUGUCAGACUAAGAGGAAUAGAUCAAGGAAGUCGUUGGCUCGAACACACGGUUUUCGCAAGCGUAUGAGCACCACCAGCGGCAGAGCAGUUAUUCAGCGCAGACGUGCAAAGGGCCGAUGGGAUCUCUGCCCAAAGUCUUCACCUAGAACUGGGAAACGAGCUUGAUCUUUAUUCUUUUCUCAUAACUGAUUUUUGUGGGUAAUAUGUUAUCUUUUUUCAGAAAUUUGCUUGCAACGAGUCUGCUGUAAUUUUCGUUUGUUAAAUUCAAAGAACUAACUCGCUAGUUUCCAUAUA